UUGUUGGCAGGAUAUCGAAGGUGGAGAAGGAACUUGCCGAAUUGGUCUACCCCGGUGAAGAAAAAGACGUGAUCUAUCGAGAGCGUGACAUUAGUGAUGCCAUGACAGCGCUUUCCAGCAAGGAGAUGAAGCAAGCAGAAAGUCUUUACCAUGAAGUUGUCGUGAGCAAGAUUGUUACGCAGGAGAUGAUUCGUCAAGAUUUGGAGAAGUACAUGCAGUGCCUUGACAGCUCCAUCAUUCAGUUUCACAGUGAUAAAAUGAUUGCAAUAAAUCGAAUUCUGAUGAUCUGUGGCGGAAAGUCUAUGGUGGCACUGACAUUCAUCGUAU
Ostertagia ostertagi is the source of this 327-nucleotide messenger RNA. The record is from the annotation of a GenBank genome assembly. Lineage: Eukaryota; Metazoa; Nematoda; Chromadorea; Rhabditida; Trichostrongylidae.